AUGAAAUCAUCAUUUUAUCCUACAACCAACAUUCGACGUAAAUGGUGGAAAGAAUGUAUAGCAUAUCAAAUUUAUCCACGAUCAUUUCAAGAUUCUAAUGGAGAUGGAAUAGGCGAUAUACGAGGUAUUAUUCAACGACUUGAUUACAUAAAAAAUCUUGGAGCUGAUAUUAUUUGGAUUUGUCCAAUUUUUAAAAGUGCAAAUGGUGUAAAUGUUUUAUUUUUCUGUAUAUAG
This is a messenger RNA of Rotaria sp. Silwood2, 234 nucleotides long. The record is from the annotation of a GenBank genome assembly. Lineage: Eukaryota; Metazoa; Rotifera; Eurotatoria; Philodinida; Philodinidae.